Messenger RNA from Gadus macrocephalus (Pacific cod), 1802 nucleotides. RefSeq names its product zinc finger protein 850-like. Gene Ontology annotation, cellular component: nucleus. NCBI's taxonomy places the organism in Eukaryota, Metazoa, Chordata, Actinopteri, Gadiformes, Gadidae. Gene Ontology annotation, molecular function: DNA-binding transcription factor activity, RNA polymerase II-specific; RNA polymerase II cis-regulatory region sequence-specific DNA binding. The coding region runs from base 141 to 1670 and encodes 509 amino acids. The record is from RefSeq and is a predicted model, not a curated record. The transcript has 6 exons. Gene Ontology annotation, biological process: regulation of transcription by RNA polymerase II.
GCGUUGUGAUUGGCCAAGUGCAUGUUGGGGGAAGCGGGAUACUCGAUACCCGAUGUUGUGUACUGUAGUUCUUUGCAAACCAAUUCAGGUUUUGUUGCCGAGUAUUCGAUUUUGGGGUUUUAUCCACAGCAGAGUAAAAUAUGUUAAUCAACAUGGAAGAACAGCUUUCGCCCAUAAUGAACGCACUGGCGAAAGCUGCCGUAUGUGAAAUUAGCCAACUGUUCUCGGAAGGCUCGGCUACCCUUCGCUUACAAAUAACUCGGAGCCUGAAAGAAAAUGAAGCGCUGAAGACGAGGAUGGAAGUGAUGAGGAGGGAGCUGCUUUUUUUGCAGCUUCAGACCAGAACAAAUGCAUCGCGUGAUGCAUUGCGUACGGCAAGUCGUUUGGCCCUGGCUCGAGCCAACAUCUGCCGACCAGGGUCUAAACCACUGGGGAAUGAAGACUGCGGUGACUUUGGGGACAGCAGCACACAGCACGGCGCCACCUCAGAGAGUCGGCAUGUGGACGCCCCUGGCUCCUCCCAGAUGUCCAGUCAUAGCGAGGAGCUGAGGAUCCUGAGCGCCGACGGAAAAGGGGAGGGCCCACUGGCGGCAGAAGGCCAUGACAUCCUCUUCACUGCGUCUGAAGUGGAGGCCUUGAGCUCCCUGUCUGCAGACCAAAGCGGGACCACGAGCCUGGAGCACGGCGAGCGGCUGGUCCACCGCGAGGAGCUGACUGUGCAGCAGCAGACCCCAGACGCCACUUUAAUCAAGGUUGAAGAGGAUAUUGGUGGAGGCCUGCCCGCUGUAGAAGACUGCGUUGACUUUGGAGACCGCAGCACACAGCACGGCGCAACCUCAGAGAGUCUGCAUGUGGACGCCCCUGGCUCCUCCCAGAUGUUCAGUUACAGCAAGACGCUAAGGAUCCUGAGCGUGGCCAAGAGCCUGGAGCGCGGCGAGCGGCUGGUCCACCGCGAGGAGCUGACUGUGCAGCAGCAGACCCCAGACGCCACUUUAAUCAAGGUUGAAGAGGAUAUUGGUGGAGGCCUGCCCGCUGUAGAAGACUGCGUUGACUUUGGAGACCGCAGCACACAGCACGGCGCAACCUCAGAGAGUCUGCAUGUGGACGCCCCUGGCUCCUCCCAGAUGGUCAGUGAGGAGCUAAGGAUCCUGAGUGUGGCCAAGAGCCUGGAGCGCGGCGAGUGGCGCGUCCACCUUGAGGAGCUGCCCGGGCAUCGGGGCGGCCGCAAGGGCCGGGCCCGUGUCUUGUUUGGCAAGGGGGUUCCCGACAAUACCAAGAUGACCAUGCCCACCCACAACGGAGAGAAACCGUACGGCUGUGACCAAUGCAUGAAGCGCUUCGUACGGAGUGCCCACCUGAGGAUCCACAUGAAGAUUCACACCGGGGAGAAGCCCUACAGGUGUGACCAAUGCAUGAAGCCCUUCACAUGGAUAGGCAACAUGAAGCGCCACAUGAUGACUCACUCCGGGGAGAGGCCCUAUGGGUGCGACCAAUGCAUGAAGAGCUUCAGUAGAAACUCCCACUUGAAGAUCCACAUGAGGACUCACUCCGGGGAGAGGCCCUUCAGGUGUGAUCAAUGCACGGAGAGCUUCAUUAGAAAAUCCAACCUGAAGACCCACAUGAUGACUCACUCCAGGGACCCACUCCUGGGAGAAGCCCUACAUUUGUAAACAAUGCAUGAAGCUCUUCAGGGCAAGCUCUCACAUGAAGGAGUACAUGAGUAGUACUCACUUUAAUUAAGAUUAAGUCAAGAUUAAUUUUAUACCCACCACUUGAAAAAAAAUAAACUUGAGUUGAAUUAU